Messenger RNA from Microcebus murinus (gray mouse lemur), 845 nucleotides. Its product is annotated as protein BEX1-like. Gene Ontology annotation, biological process: signal transduction. NCBI's taxonomy places the organism in Eukaryota, Metazoa, Chordata, Mammalia, Primates, Cheirogaleidae. Gene Ontology annotation, molecular function: signaling receptor binding. The record is from RefSeq and is a predicted model, not a curated record. Gene Ontology annotation, cellular component: cytoplasm; nucleus.
CCACACGUGACCCGGAGCUGCAGAGCGACGCAGCCUUCGGUGCAGUCGUCACUCGCGUCUGGCUACCAGCUCCCCGCUGCCCUGCGCUCGGUGGCGGGCUGGCAUCAGGCCCGGGGAAAGCGGAGCAGGUUUGCAGGGCCGAGUGUCGCGGCGGCGCACCUCGCAGCGAGGAUCAAGAGGAGGAGGAGACUGCGAGGAUAGGCCCAGGAGUAAUGGAACCCAAAGAAGAGCAGGCCGUAAAAAAUAUCAGCAUGGAAAAUGCCCAGAUGAAACGCGAAGAAAAGGAAGAAAAGGAGCAAGCUGCUAAUAAAGGGGGGGAGCCCUUGGCCCUCCCUCUGGGAGCUGGGGAACACUGUGUGCCUAGGGGGAAUCGUAGGCGGUUCCGUGUUAGGCAGCCCAUCCUGCAUUAUAGAUGGGACAUGAUGCAUAGGCUUGGAGAGCCACAGGCAAGGAUGAGAGAAGAGAAUAUGGAGAGGAUUGGGGAGGAGAUGAGACAGCUGAUGGAAAAGCUGAGGGAAAAGCAGCUGAGUCAUAGUCUGCGGGCAGUUAGCACUGACCCCCCUCACCAUGACCACCAUGAUGAGUUUUGCCUUAUGCCCUGAAUCCUGAUGCUUUCCCUGAACAGGGAGACUCCUGCUUCCUAAAUUUACAUGUUCGUGAUGUAUCUUGUUGUAACCUUUUGAUGUCAUUUGUUUACGUGGGUCUCCUACUACCAGCUUCUAAUUGAAUGUUGUUGUGUUUUUGACCCAGUCUGUAAGAUUUUUGUUAGCAGAAGAAUUUUACCUAUUGCAUGAAAUGAUGCUCAUUAUAUAUUGUGAAGUUAAUAAAGCAGUUUAAAAAAGCAA